This is a messenger RNA of Aaosphaeria arxii CBS 175.79, 1390 nucleotides long. RefSeq lists its product as uncharacterized. The coding region runs from base 269 to 1240 and encodes 323 amino acids. Lineage: Eukaryota; Fungi; Ascomycota; Dothideomycetes; Pleosporales. The transcript has a single exon. The record is from RefSeq and is a predicted model, not a curated record.
CUUGAAACUGGAAAUUUCUCGAAAAUGCAACAAUGGCCAUGAAACCAGCCGCAUUGUGUGGUGGCCGUAAUGGAGAAGAGUAAGAUAUCAAUGAUCAAUUCAUCAUCUCUUCCAUCGUGAGAUCACUUUUCCUCGGACGCACCAUUCUGUUCUUUCGCUCCACUCGCCUCACGGGGCUCUUUUGAUCCAGCCAAUUGAGCAAUCAUCCUUCCAUAUUUCUUUUCCAUUACUUGGCGGCCCAGGUCCCAUAAUUUAAGUCUAUUCAACGAUGGCUGGUGUUGUGGAUAAAAAGCUGUCGCUCCUCUCACAGAGUAGCGAGGAUUUUUCUCGAGACCGCCAAAGUCUGCUUCUCAGCGAGCUCGAGUUACUACUGGACUUGAGGCCAAGUGCACUACGAUCUAAUCUUUUGGUCCUCCCAAGGGAGCUCCGCGAAGUUAUUCUGGGACAUGUUCUCCCAGAAUUGCCCGAAGGUGCCAGGCCAGAAUUACACACGUGUCUCUGGAGUGCAGAUAUGCAGCUUCAUGACGCCUGGAGACAUGAUAUAUUCGGCUAUGACACCUCCGUACCUAUGGAAUACCGGAUUCAUCCUAGUUUGCUAUCGAUAAAUAAGCAACUGCAUGAUGAGUUGCUCAUGUUAUAUUUCCAGCGGAGUAGGCUCACUCUUCAUGCGGAGCUUCGUAAUUCGAAAGACGACAUCUGGCAUUUCGAAUCCUCUCCGCAUAUCUUACAGCUACCUAUGCUCAAGCACGUCACGCACGUACAGUUCUACGUGGAAUGGAACUAUAUUGUUCAUAGAGCGGUCGAUCCCAUCCAAGAUCAGAUCCGAAUGAUAAACAACCUGGUGCAAGCCAUGGACAAACUCCUGUCUCCGAUUCAAGCCGUCCAAACGAUUGAACUAUCCAUCCUUUGCUUUUGGAGAUGGAGCUCGUCGAAAUACUACUCUCUCUCCAUGCAAAACCUCUUCGACCUUGAAGACGUUUUCAAACGGCACGGGGAGAGUAGAUGGACGCAGAUAUUACGGACGAGUACCGAAUCCCCAAACCCUUCAGCGGGCGUCGGCUACCGACUAAGCUCGGAAAACAAAGUAACGGAGCAAAGUGGCGGAAUACAUGUGUAUAUAUCACAAGAUCUUGAAAACGCUAUGCGGCCUUCACGAAAGAGCACUGUCGACUUUUAUGGAAAUUACGAGAUCGGGGAUCCUCUCCCACAGCCCGCUUAUCGACAUGGUGCAAUGUUCUAGUUAUGAACAGGGUAUGGUUGAGGGAAGUUACUAGAUCAUGAAUGCACUGCAUGGAGUUUACGGAAGAGUAUCUGCUGCUCUGCAUGCCUUGCAUUGUAUUCUGCACAUCCAUCUGGACCGUUGGUUUGGUAAUGUACAUACAAGUAGAAG